Lucilia sericata (common green bottle fly) is the source of this 9803-nucleotide messenger RNA. RefSeq lists its product as uncharacterized. Gene Ontology annotation, molecular function: RNA polymerase II transcription regulatory region sequence-specific DNA binding; DNA-binding transcription factor activity, RNA polymerase II-specific. Bases 127 to 9642 code for a protein of 3171 amino acids. The record is from RefSeq and is a predicted model, not a curated record. Gene Ontology annotation, biological process: regulation of transcription by RNA polymerase II. Gene Ontology annotation, cellular component: nucleus. NCBI's taxonomy places the organism in Eukaryota, Metazoa, Arthropoda, Insecta, Diptera, Calliphoridae. The transcript has 17 exons.
CUCUACAAAACAAAGCUAAAUUUUUGACAAUGAAAACAAAAACAAACUCAUUAAUUUAUAGAAUUUUUCGAAAAAACGCCUAAAAAAUGUUAAUUAAAUAAGAAAAAUUCAACGAAACCUUCUAAAAUGGACAAUAUUAAAUUAGAGGAAAUCGAACAUACCUCCAACGGUGAUCAUAUAUAUGCUGAAAAGCAGACUUGUGUACUGGAAGAAAAUGAUACACAAUGUGGACAUGUCUUCUAUAAUGAAAAUACACGUUUGCUAAAGUUCUAUUGUACCUUUUGUCGUGAAACUUAUGAUAAUAUUGAAUAUUUCUGUCAGCAUCUAAGUGAACAUUUAAAAGAGGAAAACCAUGAGGAAAUGGAAGGACAAGCGUAUAAACAAGAGGAGCUGCAGGAGUUGAUGGCACAGGAAGAAGAGUUGCUGGAGGAAGAGGAGGAAGUAGAGUUUUUGGCUGACCUAGAGGAAUGUGUAGAUAAAACUUUAGUUUCUGACAAAGAAAUCAAUGAAUUGGAUAUGUCUUCCUAUCCUCAAACCCAAACGGAGGAUGACGAUGAGGAUACUCGAGAUGCUUUUGAGUAUGAUGAGGAACUGGAUAAACAAUCACUUAACACUGAAAUUUCAGGCCAUAAUUUUGUUACAGAUGCUUUGCCUCUGGAACACGAUUUAAACAAUACCGAAAUGCUUAUAGAGGAAAUAGAAGAUGCUGAUGAGAUACGUGCCGAGGUAGAACAAGAAAUGCGUGAUACCUUGACAGAGGAUAAUAGUUAUUUGCUAUUAACGGAUAACACUACUUCAAGAGAUACAAACGAUUAUGUAGAUAAGUUAAAAACGUCGACAUUAGCAUCCAGUCCUUCAGAUAAAGUGAAAAGCGGCAAUAGUUUUGAGGAAUGUUUUAUAAAUGAAACAAAUAUCGAUAAGAUACGUUCGGAAGGGGUAUGUGUGUUGAAAGAGAAAAAUCCUAAAGAAAGUAAUAGACUAACGCAAAAGAAAAGGUCGAACAUACAGGACUUAUUACGUUUAAAACGUCGACGUAAAAAGGUCACCACGGUUAAAGUAAUCGCCGUCAAGAAUCGUAUAGCAGAACUUUAUGAACGCAUACAAAAUGAGCAGCAAAAAUCCCAACAGAUAUUUUCCUCAGAUAUAUUAAAUGCACAAAAUGAACAGGAAACUCAAGAUGCUAUAGAAAGUUUAAUAGAUAAUGAUGAAGUAGUAGAAACAAAUAAUAAGCUAAAUCCAGCAACACAAACUGAAGAAUCGAAAGCAAAUACAAAUGAAGUGACACGCAAAAUAAUAGGUGAAACUGUUAUAACCUUAAUACCGGAGGGAACUAAAAUACCCAAUAAACUGCCCUCGCCGGUUAGUAAAACUGUCAAUAAUGAUUUAGUAAAAAGCGGAUUAGGCCCCCCACUGAACACUGGCCGUUACAAUCAUUAUAGAGGGCAAGAGGAGGGCAAGAAUAAAUUGGCUGUAUGUCCGGCUUGUGGUAAAACUUUUCGCAGUCAUUUCAGUCUAACUAUACACAAACGUAUACAUUAUCUCGAAUCGGAUAGUAGUGUUAAAUUGGCACAUAAGUGUUCGGACUGUGAUGAACUUUUUAAUAAAUUAAGUCAACUGAAACAUCAUGUGGAGAGUGUCCACUAUCCAGAUGGGUUCAUUUGCAAAAUAUGUAAUCGUCAAUUGAGUAGCCUUUCGUUGCUGGAAAGGCAUAUGGUUAAGGUCCAUUUGGAUCGUCCCUUUAACUGUAAACAAUGUAAUAAAAACUUUUCCGAUCCACUUACCUUUGAAGAACAUUUGGCUUCUCAUAAUUCGGGUGAAGUAUUUAAAUGCUCUACGUGUGGUCGCAAGUAUUCCACGGAAUACUUUUUAAUGGAACAUAUGCGUAAUCACAAAGAACAAGUGCCUCAAACUUGUGUGGUUUGCGGUAAAGUUACUUUGCGCAUUACCCAACACAUGAAAAUACACACACCACGACCCAAACGUUUACUUAGUUGUUCGGUGUGUGGUAAAGUGUUUAAUUUUAGUUCUGGUCUCAGUCAUCAUUUCAAAAUUAUGCAUAAACUGCCUAGACCACCACCAAAACCUAAAAAGGAACAAACCAAUAACACCAUCAAACGUAAACGUCGUCCCCGCUCGAAUGAAACGCGCAGUGUGAAUCGUAAGAAACAAUUAUCACUAAACAGCUCAUCAGAAUCAGCGUUUAUCAUACCAUCCGACAAAUACUCACAGCAAAUAAUUGAAGAACAAAUUGAAAUUCCCCAACAUGAAGUGUUUGACACUAGCACAGCCGCGUCCUUGUUAAAUUUGGAAACUAAACAAUCAGUAAAUAUAACAAAUCCUAGUCAAUCGUAUAUAUCUCUUAGUCACAAUCAUAAUCAAGAUUUGGCGGCAACUGAACUACAGCCACCCGAUGAUGUGAUUAAUCAUAAAGAGGAAGAAGCGAAACGUGUUAUCGUUGAGCUUAUACAAAAUUCUACUUACACUUCAUUCUUUCCCGAUAAUUUCUCUAGUGUAUUAGAGGUAACACCUCCUAUAGCUAGAGAAGAAACUAUUUCAGCGGUAAAUAGUAUAGUGCAUGACUGUUAUUUGUUUGGAUUGUUUGAUUUCAUGGAUUUCUGUGAACAUUUACUGGCUGAACAUUUUCGAAAUAAUCAGCUAGAAGAACAAAUAAUAACAGAAGAAGUUGGUGUGGCCAGAAAUGUUGAUAAUUUCGUAGAAGGGGAGUUAAAACUUAAGGAAGAACGGAUAUGGGCCAGUGAAAAUGAAAAAGAGUUUGAAAAUAUUAAUUUAAAAAAACAAACAAUAAUAGAAGAUGUAACUGAGGAGAUAAUAAACAGUAAUAUUAAUAAUUUACUUUCCGAGGAGAUAAAACUUAAGGAAGAAAUAAAUGAUAUUGAUGAGGAUGUAGCCGGAGAGGUGAAACUUAAGGUAGAGUGGAUAACGGCAAGUGACAAUGAAGAAGAAAAGGAGGUUGAGAGUGAAGAGGAUUUUGAAGAUUUUGACAGUAAUCUUCAGGAGGAAAGUACAGGUGAUGUUUCCCUGCUUAAAGUAUUACAAGUUGAGCCAGAACACAUAAAACGGAACAAAAAAAACGAAAGAAUAAAUGCAGAUGAAGCGUUAAACCCAAAUCUAAGUGAAGACCAAUCAACAGACGAAAAAAAUUGUGGCGAUAAAGACGUUUUAAAAACUACAAUAGAAAAACAGUAUAAAUGUACUGAAUGCUGGGAAAUUUUUCGCCUCAGGAAAAUGCUGCAAGAACAUGUUAACGUUAUACAUAAGGGUUACAAAUGCCCACAAUGCUCUAGACGAUUUCAACAUCAACGUGAACUUCGAAGACACCUAAAGUCACAUCCUAACGAAAUAAAAAUGCCCUGCCCUUACGAUAACUGCAGGCGCAGCUUUAAUAAAUUAGAAAAUCUUAAAUCUCAUUUGGAGUUACAUACAAUGGAGGCUACUUUUGUGUGUAAAGUUGAAAACUGUCAAAGAGCAUUUCCCACAGAGAAACGUUUAACAAAUCACCUGUAUUCACAUAAAAAACAUAAUGAAUGUGAUAUUUGUGGCUAUAGAUGUGCUGCUCCGUCGACUUUAAUAAUACACAAACGUACCCAUCUAGGUGAGAGACCUUUUCAAUGUGAGAGCUGUGAAAAACGUUUUAUUUCGUUAUCAGCCUUAAAGGGACAUGCAAGUAAUGUACAUAAUGAAACCAACACCAAAUUGCCUUGUCCUAGACAAAAUUGUGGACGAACAUUUACAAAUAGAAAAAAUCUUCUGCGUCACCUUGAGGUCCAUACCAUUGAACCCACUUUCGUUUGUGAUAUAGAGAAUUGUGGUAAAGCUUAUCCAACACAGGCACGCCUAAGAGUACACCGUUAUACACAUAAUAAACAGCAUGUUUGUGACAUUUGCGGCUAUAGAAAUUUUUGCGCCGCUACAUUAGUUGUACACAAGCGCAUCCACACCGGAGAGAAACCUUUUACUUGUACAGAAUGCUUAAAAAGUUUUAUAUCGAAAAAAGUAUUGCAGGAUCAUAUGCUGGUUCAUAUUAGCACACGCUCUGAGAGAGUACAUAGCGGAAAUAAAACUGGUAGAAUUAAAGCAAAAAUUAUACGUAUUGCUGAUAGCAAAGAUGAAUAUGCUGUUGAAAAGAUUCCAACAGUAAAUGCCACUAAAAAUUUUUGCCAAAUUAAAUUAUUUGCUUACGAAGAUCUCCUGCAGCACAUACAAAAUGUACAUUUUGACCACCUAACAAAAGAAGACUGUAAUGAAUUUCGCGAAAAUAACGAAUCUAAGGAUGAAAAAUGUGAUGAAAUAUUGGAAUCAUUGGAUAGUUGUGAUAUUUUAUAUGACUGCAAUGAAAAUGACGAUGAGGUUAAUUGUUCCGAAGAAGAAACAAUGAAGGUGUUAAAAGUUAAACCUAAAUUUAGCAAAAUACCUAGAAGCGCUAAAGAAAGUAAUAUAGAGGAAGAAGGAAAUCACUCGGAAGAGACGUCACAACUUUCUACUGCUUAUGAAAUAGGUGAUCCUUAUGCUCCAAACCAAAAAUUCGAAGCUUUAUUAUGUCCCGAUUGCCAGGAGUUAUUUUUUCUUAAAAAGGAAUAUGAUCAACAUGUUGUUGAACAACACAGCGGUCAUAAAUGCCUGAAAUGCGAUAUGCGCUUUCGUCACCGACAUCACCUAAGACGACACUUACAAAAUAUGCACGAGGAUAGCGACGAGCGGAAACAUAGAAGAUUAAAGCAACGAGUACCCUGCCCUUAUACAGAAUGCCCGAAAACUUUUGCUUUACAGGAAUCCCUUAACUAUCACCUAGAAUUUCAUACUAUGAAAUGUACUUUUGUGUGUGGUUUUGAAAAUUGCAGCAGAAGUUUUCCAACGCAACAGCGUUUAGAUCAACACCAAGAGAAACACACUAUGGCACGUACGUUUGUAUGUGAUUUUGAAAAUUGCGACAAAGCUUUUCCCAAUAAAACCCGUUUAAAAGCUCACCAGGAAGUACAUGCUCUAGCAAAACGCUUUAUUUGUGAUACUUGCGGCUAUAGUUGCCGUGCCUCGACUAUAUUGCGCGUUCACAAACGUAUACAUACGGGCGAAAGACCUUUCACUUGUAAGAUAUGCGAAAAUGCUUUUACCUCGCAGGCCACUCUUCACUUGCAUAUGAAUACACAUGCCACUAUACGUCCAUAUGUUUGUCAGAUUUGUCAGGCUACAUUCGCCAAUCGGCAGAUACUUGAUCGACAUGCCUAUACGCAUGCGGAAGAGAAAUUAUUUAAAUGUCAAUUAUGUGAUAAAGCUUUUAAACAACCGGCUGGCUUGGAUGGUCAUAUGAGACGUUUGCAUUUGGAACCAAGACCAAAGAAACACAUACAAAAUAAGCAUUUUGAAAACAUAACAAUAGAAUCUAAUGAAUUUGAAGAUAAUGAAGAGUUUAAUAUAGAAAACAGUGAUGAACUGUUCGAAACAUUGGAAUGCUGUGAAAUUUUAUACGACUACAAUGAUAAUGAUAAAGAGGAUAAUAGUUCUGAAGAAGAAGAAGAAGAAACUCUAAAGGUAACGAGUAUUGAACCUACAAUUAGCAAUACAAUAGAGGAAGAGCAAAACCACUCGGAAGAGUCUUCACAACUUUCAAUUAUUAGGGAAAGAGAUGAUGAAGCCUCUCCUAAACAAAAAGAUAUCGAAACCUGUCCCGAUUGCCAAGAAAUAUUUGUUCUUAAAAAGGAAUAUAAUCAGCAUGUUGUGGAGCAACAUAAUGGAAGUUUGACAGUUGUUAAAAAUAAGCAGCUGGUCAAGAUAAACAAAAUAAUAGAAAAGAAAAAAAUUAACAACAGAAAUUUAAAGAAAGCAAAAAUUAACUUAAAAAUGUUAAAGAUUUUACCGUCUUGCGUGCUAAAUUCACAAACAACAACAAAAUGCGGGGAAAUAUUUUGUGAUCCUUUAAAAAAUGUCACUAUUUGCUGUUGUUUUUGCCAAAUUAAGCUAUUUGCUUACGAAGAUUUCCUACAGCACAUACAAAAUGAACAUUUUGAAAACAUAACAAUAGAGACUAGUGAAUUUGAAGAUGAUGAAGAUUUAAAUUCUAAUGAAUUUGAAGAUAAUGAAAACUAUAACUCUAAUGAGGAUAACGAAGAGUUAAAGGCAGAAAAUGGUGAUGUUUUGGAAACAUUGGAAUGUUGUGAAAUUUUAUAUGACAUCAAUGAUAAUGAUGAAGAUGCCAAUAGUUUUGAAGAGGAAUCAAUGGAUGUUGAACCUACAAUUAGCGAUACAAUAGAGGAAGUGGAAGACCAGUCGGAAGAGACAUCAGUACUUUCUCCUAUAAAUAAAAUAGAUGAACCUGUCACUCCUAAACAAAAAAAUGUCGAAACUUCCAAUUGUCCCGAUUGUCAAGAGUUAUUUUUACUUAAAAAGGAUUAUGAUCAGCAUGUUGUGGAGCAACAUGGUGGACAUAAAUGUUCCAAAUGCGAAAUGCGCUUUCGACAUCGACAUCACCUUAAACGUCACAUACAAAAUAUACACGACAAGGGGAAAACGCAUAUUAAAUUUAAACAGAGAGUGAACUGUCCUUACCCAGAUUGUCCGAAAAGUUUUACUUUUGAAGAAUCUCUUAACUAUCAUCUAGAAUUCCAUACUAUGAAAUGUACUUUUGUAUGUGAUUUUGAAAAUUGCACCAAGGCAUUCCCAUCUCAACAGCGUUUGGAGCAACACCAAGAGAAGCAUAAUAUGACACGAAAGUUUGUAUGUGAUUUUGAAAAUUGCGGCAAAGCUUAUCUCAGCAAUCAGAGUCUAAAGGCACACAAGGAGAUACACGCCCCAGCAAAAAGGUAUAUUUGUGAUAAUUGCGGCUAUAGUUGUAGUACCUCUACCGCGUUGAAAAUUCACAAGCGUACGCAUACGGGCGAAAGGCCUUUUACUUGUAAGAUAUGUGAAAAAUCUUUCACCUCUCAGGCCACUCUACAUUAUCAUACCAAUACCCAUGUCACCAUACGUCCACAUGUUUGUGAGAUAUGUCAGGCUACAUUUACUAAUCGACAUACAAUGAAACGGCAUAUGCUUAUACAUUCGGAAGAGAAAUUAUUUAAAUGUCAGUUAUGUGAUAAAGCUUUUAAACAACCUCAAUGCUUGGAUGGUCAUAUGAGAGGUGUACAUUGGGAACCCAAACCAAAAAAAGUCAAAAAUUUUAAAAAUAUUUCAAAUUCCAGCGAAACAAACACAACAUUCUACCUGCCAGCCACUACUACCAAAUGUGGUGAAAUAUUUUGUCAAAAUUUUAAUGAUUUCUCUAUUUGUUGUGCAUUUUGCCAAAUGAAAUCCUUUCAAUUUGAGGAAUUUCUACAGCAUUUACAAAAUAUCCAUAUAAAAGAUUAUCGACAACAAAUAGGAAUGGUUGCAAAUGAAUAUUUAGAUAUAGAGGUAAAGAAUGAAAGUUUAUUGUAUGAAAAGAAAGGGGAUUGCAAAGAGUGGCAGCCGCAGUUGGAAACACAAAUGACAGAUAAUAGCGAAAAUGAUCAGGAUAUUGACGAUGAUAGAGUCGAUAGUAGUGAAGAGGAAAAAUUUAGGAUUUUAAAGAAAACUAAGAGGAAAGUAAUAAGAAAACGGAACAGCAUACAAAGUCAAUCUACGAGUUCAGAGGAAAUGGAUAUGCCGGUGAAUAUUUCCAAAUCACCUUUAAAUGAUUCCGCAAAAAAUAAAGACGAAGAACGGGUCUCAAAUACCAAGAAAAAACACAAAGACAUAGAAUACUCCUGCUCGGAAUGCACAGAAAUAUUUGCACAGAAAAAAAAUCUUGAUCGCCAUGUUAUAGAACUGCAUAAUGGCUACAAAUGUCCACAAUGUGAUAAACGUUUUGGACGCAGUUAUCAUGUAACAUAUCACCUAAAAACUCAUACUAUAGAAAAAAAAUUCAAAUGUCCCAUGGAAAAUUGUGGUCGAGGUUUUAUAGACGAAGAUUAUCUUAAGCGGCACUUAGAGGUGCAUACCAUGGACCGUACGUUCAUUUGUGAAUUUGAAAACUGUGGCAAAGCUUUUCAAACCUAUAGACGUUUGGCCUCCCAUCAGUAUAGACAUCGUAUACCUAAGAAAUUUGUUUGCGAUAUGUGCGGUCACGGUUGUCGUUCUAAUACCGAAUUGAUAACCCAUCAACGAGUGCAUACGGGAGAGAAACCAUUUGCCUGUAAGGUGUGCAGUAAACCCUUCAUAUCGAAAACAGCUUUAACCGAACAUAUGAUAUCACAUUCCGAAACUAGGCCUCAUGUUUGCGGCAUCUGCCAAGCAGCCUUUGCUAAUCGUCGUGUACUAGUACGUCAUAGUUUUAUACAUUCCGAGGAGAAAACAUUUAAAUGUAAAUUAUGUGAAAGUGCUUUUAAACAUCCUAACUCUUUGCAGGGCCAUAUGCGCAAUACAAACAUGUUAAAAUUAAUGCCCACAUUUAAUUUUAACACUCAACCCAAAACUAAAUGUGGAGAAAUAUUCUGCCACAACUCCAACGAUUUUACCGUCUACUGUACAUUUUGCGAAAUGAAAUCUUUUUCCUUUGAGGAUUUUCUAAAACAUCUUAAAACUUUACAUUUUGUUAGUGAAGUGUGUAAAAAUGAAGGCACAACAUAUUGCCCCACCAAGUUGGAAACUGAAGAGGACAAAAUAUAUGAUACUUUAAUAAAAUCGUAUGAUAAUGCUGAUGAGGAAGACCAGGCAGAUUUCGAAAAUACUGCUCUAGAUGAUAGAAAUUUUGAUGAUGAUGCUGAUUACUGUGAUAAUGAUAGUUAUGAUGAGCCUUUGGUAGUAUUAAAGAAAAAACUAGUUAAGCAAAGAAGCAAAAGGUGUAAAACUAAAACGGAAAGCAAAAGUGACCAGAGUGAAGAAGAGGAUUUUAGAGAUUUUGAUACUGAUGAGGAAUUUAAGCCUAGGUUAUUUGAAAAUUCUGCUGUUCAUAGCUGCUCUCAAUGUGGUCAAUCCUUUAAAACUGCCGGCCUUCUACGCAGCCACCUCAAUCGUAUGCACGAUGAUAAAUCCUCGGAAAACUCUCUUAAAAAAGAAGGCAAGCAGAUACCUUGCAAUGAAUGUGAUCAAAUAUUUCCCAGUAAAAAAUCUCUCUACGGACACAUUGUAGACUAUCACAUGGGAUUUAAGUGUUCCAUGUGCGACAAACGUUUUAAACAGUUGCAACAACGUGAUCGUCAUGAAUUUUGUCAUACCGCAGCUCGUGUCUUCUCCUGUCAGAUCGAGGGUUGCGACAAAAGCUUUACCCACAAAUAUUAUUUACAGCGCCACCUGGACAGUCAUAAUAAGGAGCGUAAAUUUGUAUGUGAUUUUGAGAAUUGCAGUAAAGCUUUUCACACUUUACGUUGUUUGAAAGCGCACAAAAAUCGUCAUACUAAACCAAAAAAUCUGAUAUGUGAUACUUGUGGCUAUACCUGUCGCGAAUACGAUCGUUUGCGUAUACAUCAACGGGUGCAUACGGGGGAGAAACCUUAUGGUUGUCAAGAGUGUGGUAAAAGAUUUACCAGUAAUGCAGCUCUUUUGGAACAUACAGCCUCGCAUACCGGUAUACGUUCACAUAUUUGUAGUCAGUGUAAUGCAACAUUUACACGCCAGAAAUCGUUACAUCAACAUAGACUGAAAUGUACAGCUAGUGCGGUGUCUGCAACGUGAAAAGUUUAAAAAAAGGUAGUGUAAAAAACAUUCUAUAAUAAGAAUUUUAGGUGUACGAAAAUCAUCUUUUAAGGAUUCUAGCAUGGCUUGAAAGAAGCGUUUAAGAUGGUGGCAAGCGAAUGUUUCCAACCGACAAGGCGAAAUGUAAGAAGGAAUAAAAA